GCCGCGGUGACGCCUUGCUCGCGCUAGCGACGCGCUGUUUUCAAAUAGAGUUUCCUUCUAACUCGAAGUGCAGAUGAUUCGAAGAGAGAAACGGAGAGGUUUCUAUGGUAGAGUGGAAGCUUGGUUAUCGAAAUGGCCAUUGAAUUAGACCGUGUAUGUUUAUGCAAAUUGAUGGAACUAUCGCAAUAAGGAGAUAACUCGAUCUUGCAGUAAUUUGGACUGCACGAUGUUGUUCCUGACCGUGACAACGUGUCUGGUGAUGGCGGUACAGGCCGGAUGUCCUAUGCGACCGACCGCGGAACAAACUUCCGCUCCGAGGACUACGGGCGACGGUGGCUAUAGGAUACUCGUUAGCGGGAAGGCCGACAAAUAUAUUCCCAACGCUGUUUACACGAUCAGUUUGCAAGGAUCACAAACGCACGAGAGGCUGCAACAGUUCACGCGUUUCACGCUCUCGGUGAAUUCUCAACACGCUCCAAAUAAUCUUAACGCUCGUGUAGGAUACUUUCAACUGUUUUCCGAUUCUUUGACCACGUUCAAUGAAGACUGCGUCAACACCAUCUCGGAAGCUUCCGAUUAUCCGAAAACGGAGAUCCAAGUGAUGUGGAAGGCACCGCCGUCAGGAUCAGGAUGCGUUAUCUUUACAGCUAUGGUGCUGGAGAACAGCGUGCGAUGGUACGCCGAGGACGUUGGCUUAACCAAGACCUUCUGCGAAAUGGAAGCAGCCGAGAGCGCGACCUUCAAUGUGGACAAGUGCUGCGCCUGCGACGAGGCAAAAUACUCGUUGACAAUGGAAGGACUCUGGUCAAACGUGACUCAUCCAAAAGACUUUCCAUUUUCUAUUUGGUUGACCCACUUCAGUGACCUAAUCGGCGCUUCUCACGUGCCGACAUUUUCCUUCUGGGGUAAGGACCACAUCGCAACUGAUGGCUUCCGGCAGUUAGCUGAGUGGGGAUCCGCGUCAGGAGUAGAAUCUGAGCUCAGGGCUCAGACCGGAAAUAAAUUAAAAACGCUCAUCAAAGCUGCUGGAUUGUGGUACCCAAACGUAAACAGCAAUACUACCAGCAGUUUCAAAGUGGAUAGGCUACAUCCCAUGAUAUCUGCAGCUUCCAUGUUUGGCCCUUCUCCAGAUUGGGUCGUCGGUGUUAGUAAACUAAAUCUCUGCAGAAAGGACUGUACCUGGACCAAAAGCGAGAUAAUCGAUUUAUACCCGUGGGACGCUGGCACUGACAAUGGAAUCUCCUACAUGUCGCCCAAUUCUGAAACAAAGCCGCGCGAGAAGAUGAAACCAAUCACCACUCUGUACCCUGAAGAUCCCAGAUCACCGUUUUACGACCCAACUGGAAGGCCCAUGCAGCCAUUAGCCAGGUUGUAUUUGAACAGAGAGAAAAUUAUUCCGCGGGGUUGCGACGAGGAAAUUCUUCAGCAACAAGUCACGCAGCUCGAGGUAGCUGAGAACACCGAGGAUACUUCUAGACCCGAAUGUCAGACUACAGACUACACAGCUUGGUCAAGCUGCUCGGUGACUUGCGGCAAAGGACUGAGAAUGCGUACCAGGUCGUAUCUAAUGCCUGAAAAAGCAGCAAUGUUCAAGUGCAACAGGCAAUUAGUUUCAAAGGAAAUGUGUGUCUCAUCGAUCCCGGAAUGCCCUGGAGAGGAGGAGACAGACGAUACUGAUUUGCUGCCGGUUCUUAAUAAUCCUUUUUGCGAGACAACUGAUUGGGGUUCCUGGUCCGAGUGCUCCUCUACGUGUGGUCCGGGGCUAAGGAUGAGAACAAGACGAUUCCACAAUAGCAUGGGUCGUAAACGAUGUCCUCACGUUUCCAUUGUCGAGAAAGAAAAAUGUAUGGAAGCGGCGUGCGUGCCUGGCUUAGAGGAACAGAUCGAUCCUACGUGCAAGGUGACUGAGUGGUCCGAUUGGUCUCCGUGUAGCGCUUCUUGCGGAAAGGGGGUAAAAUUGAGAACCAGACUGUUGAUGGUAGACCCGUCACAGCAGCAACAUUGCUCCUCUAAAUUGGAAUUGCUGCAGCAACGUCCGUGUUUGGAGCAGGCUGACUGUACUUUCGACAUGGCGACUGCAAAAGUGGUCUGUAUGGAACAAGCUGAUCCUGGACCCUGCAGGGGUUACUUCCAGAGGUGGGCGUUCGUUCCUCAGAAACUGAUGUGCGUACCCUUUGGCUAUGGAGGUUGUCGUGGUAACAGGAACAACUUCUUGACUGCUGAAGAGUGCAACAAUACCUGUCGCAUUGUACGAGACAUUCUUAGCGGGCAGCCUGUAAGUGAAGCUGACGCUAGAAAUGGUCUGAUACCUCGCGCAGAACCUGUCGAUUGUCGUGUGAGCAAGUGGUCAGCUUGGUCACCUUGUAGCGUCACGUGUGGUACAGGUCGCGUUACCAGUUAUCGUACAAUCCUGCAAGAGCCACAAAACGGAGGAAAUCCUUGUCCCAAGAAGCUUCAGCGGCGAUUCAGAUGCCAGCUAGCACCAUGCGAAUAACACUUUGAAGAAAUUCGAUCUUUAAUCAACUGGCACGACGAAUAAAAGGUGAAAUAUACAUCUGGGACUUCAUACAAAAAAAGUUGUUGGUUUUAUAUAAAAAAUUUUGUAAAGAAGUAUUGCUUCUCUGAAAUUAUGAAUUCUGGUGACAGAUCAUAACAUUAGUUUGUAUAUGAUAUGACAGGUAUGAAAGAAACCGAUGUAUCAGAAUAAAUGGUAUUUUAUUAAUGGUCA
Messenger RNA from Bombus impatiens (common eastern bumble bee), 2728 nucleotides. It is a transcript of the gene fat-spondin, whose product is annotated as spondin-1. Gene Ontology annotation, cellular component: extracellular matrix. The transcript is spliced from 12 exons. The coding region runs from base 227 to 2494 and encodes 755 amino acids. The record is from RefSeq and is a predicted model, not a curated record. Gene Ontology annotation, molecular function: serine-type endopeptidase inhibitor activity. Lineage: Eukaryota; Metazoa; Arthropoda; Insecta; Hymenoptera; Apidae. Gene Ontology annotation, biological process: cell adhesion.